AUGAAUAUUAUCAGCGAAUCUAGACAAAUUGUCCGCGCAUACAGCUUCGAGGUCGAAGAACGAUUACCCCCAGACAGGGAUGCUCACAGUCUGGCGCACGUAUGGGCUCAACACCAAGGAGGCAGAGACGACGUUCGAGAUCCAUGGCGGUAUUUCUUCGAGUCACCUUUUGACAAUGAAGAAUCCAGAAAUUCGAACCCAGUCACCCAAGUCCUCGACGUCGAGACCAAGCAAUUACGUGAGAAAUGGAAGGUAUUCGAAGGGUCUAGCACAGCAAAAGACCGACUGAAUAUCAGAUUAUCCGAACCUACAAUGAAUGGAGUUAUUCAUGCUGUUCAUGAGAUUCAACGGGCGUGGGAUUUGAAGCGCAGCAAUGGCCGGCUGGGCAGAGCCAAGCGACUAUUCCACCAGUUCUGCGGAACUCUCAAAUCUCAUCAGUCCUUUUUAGAAAUUCUGCCAUCCGGAAACGAAUACGUUUCCAUCUUUACUGGAACUCUCAAUGUGUUGAUACAAGCAAGUGCCAACCACGAAAAGAUUGCCGAAGGGCUUUCGGAAUCACUAUGCAUCAUAAGUAAGCAUGUCGAUGAUUGCAAAACGGACCUCGAGUUGUUCAACAUGGAGGACAUGAAGACCCUCAUUGCGGAGCUUUAUGCUCACAUUUUUCUUUUCAUGGGUAGCAUCAUGGACUGGAUGAUGAAAAAGAGGGUCAAACGACUACUUGACUCAUUCAACGACGAUCUGCCCAGCGUUUUUGAGAACGAAAUGAACAAGAUCAAAGGCAUCUCGGAUCGUAUCCGAAACCUAGCGUCGCAGAAAUCUCGAGCAGAACUCAGAUCCUUAAGAUUGACAGUAGAGAGUUCAGCGAGAGAUCUUCGGGCGGGGUUUGAGGGUGAGAAGCGGUAUCAGGCAGAGAUGAAGUACUGUGCUGAGAGUAUCUCGAGGGAGCAAAGUCGGAUAUCAGGAAUGUGGACUGCUGAAAAGCAGCAGCAGCUGGCCAACAGCAUUGUCAAUUUGCUGGAAGAGAAAGCGAUCCGUUGGUUGGAAUAUAAUCAAGCCCAAACGAACAGGCAGGAGUUGUCUUCCACGGCUUUCGUAUCACUAGAUGGGCCUGCACAAGUAUCGGAGUAUACCUCUGAAAAGGUUGCCAUUUGCUCCCGUCAACUCGAAGACGUUUUCUACCGAGACAGAGUACGACUCUCACACGAAGCCUUUGAGUCAAUAAUGGUACCACCAGAGUCAUUCAGGGAAAUCGGUGAUUGGGUCAGGGCACCGGCGCCAAACUUGCUGUGGCUUGAAGGUCCUCCGGUGGAUGGUGAUGAUUUCGAAAAUCCAGUCACAAUGAUGGCACCUACGAUCAUAGCCCUUGCCGAGAGAACAAAGUUGCCGGUCAUCUCGUACUUCUGCGAACUCAGGCGAGGCGAGAGGUUAAGGGAUGGGAACGACACCAUGGAGGCACAAGCGAUGCUAUCUUUGGUUUAUGCACUCAUCAGGCAGCUGAUCGAGCUUCUUCCUCCGUUGCUAGAUACUAUUAUCGACCUUUCGGAGAGAUGGUUUACAGCUCUUGACGGAUCUCUGGGGACUUGGAGCCAGGCCACUUCAAUUCUUGCUGAUCUUGGCGGUCUUAUGCCCGGGCCAGUGCUAUGCAUCAUUGAUGGUCUUCAUUGGCUUACUGAUCGAGGGACCGACAACUACCUUUCCGAUCUCCUGAAGAUCUUACGCGGAGACAAAUGGAAGGUUCUACUGUUUACCACGGGUAGGUCGGUUGUUUUGCAGGAUGAGCUCUCAAGGUCAGAGAUCUCGACCAUUGAUAUUCAUUCAUUUGGGCGUGGGGUGGCAUUGGACCGACAAGACUUUGAUGAAUAG
Molecule: messenger RNA, 1863 nt
Organism: Colletotrichum siamense
Lineage: Eukaryota; Fungi; Ascomycota; Sordariomycetes; Glomerellales; Glomerellaceae
Exons: 4
Coding region: 1-1863 (620 amino acids)
Source: RefSeq, a predicted model, not a curated record